Balaenoptera ricei (Rice's whale) is the source of this 978-nucleotide messenger RNA. Its product is annotated as heterogeneous nuclear ribonucleoprotein H-like. Gene Ontology annotation, molecular function: RNA binding. Gene Ontology annotation, biological process: regulation of RNA splicing. The record is from RefSeq and is a predicted model, not a curated record. Lineage: Eukaryota; Metazoa; Chordata; Mammalia; Artiodactyla; Balaenopteridae. The transcript is spliced from 2 exons. Gene Ontology annotation, cellular component: ribonucleoprotein complex; nucleoplasm.
AUGUUGGGCACCGAAGGUGGCAAGGGAUUCGUGGUGAAGGUCCGGGGCUUGUCUUGGUCUUGCUUGGCCGAUGAAGUGCAGCAGUUUUUUUCUGACUGCAAAAUUCAAAAUGGGGCUCAAGUUAUUCGUUUCAUCUACACCAGAGAAGGCAGACCCAGUGGCGAGGAUUUAGUUGAACUUGAAUCAGAAGAUGAAGUCAAAUUGGCCCUGAAAAAAGACAGAGAAACUAUGGGACACAGAUAUGUUGAAGUAUUCAAGUCAAACAACGUUGAAAUGGAUUGGGUGUUGAAGCAUACUGGUCCAAAUAGUCCUGACACGACCAAUGAUGGCUUUGUACGGCUUAGAGGACUCCCCUUUGGAUGUAGCAAGGAAGAAAUUGUUCAGUUCUUCUCAGGGUUGGAAAUUGUGCCAAAUGGGAUAACAUUGCUGGUGGACUUCCAGGGCAGCAGUAUGGGGGAAGCCUUCGUGCAGUUUGCUUCACAGGAAAUAGCUGAAAAGGCUGUAAAGAAACACAAGGAAAGAAUAGGGCACAGGUAUAUUGAAAUCUUUAAGAGAAGUUGAGCUGAGGUUAGAACUCACUAUGAUCCACCACGAAAACUUAUGGCCAUACAGUGGCCAGGUCCCUAUGACAGACCUGGGGCUGGUAGAGGGUAUAACAGCGUUGGAAGAGGAGCUGGCUUUGAAAGGAUGAGGCGUAGUGCUUAUGGUGGAGGUUAUGGAGGCUAUGAUGAUUAUAAUGUCUAUAAUGAUGGCUAUGGAUUUGGGUCAGAUAGAUUUGGAAGAGACCUCAAUUAUUGUUUUUCAGGAAUGUCAGAUCACAGAUAUGGGGGUGGUGGCUCUACUUUCCAGAACACAACAGGACACUGUGUACACGUGUGGGGAUUACCUUACAGAACUACUGAGAAUGACAUUUUUGGUGUCUUCCUGCAGUGGCUAAGGCAGCAGUUGGGAGAGGCUGAGUCAGGGGCUGCCAAAUAA